AUGGCAGUAGCAGCUUUCCAGAAUGGGUUAUACAGGAGCGGUUCGAGGGCGACUAGAAAAUUUCUAAGCCGACUCAUGAAAUUUCCCCCAACCACUUGGGACGAGAUACGCAAUGCCUACUGUGCCGAAGUGCGAGCUGACGAGGACGACCUUAAUGGGCCAACUCAACGUCUAACCUUGGUCCAAAUGGAAUCGAGGAAAGACCGAAGAAAUGACAACAGAAAGGACCAUGCAGGCUCGCGACCCUACCGUGAAAGGCAUCAACCAUAUGUCAUAGCCGCCGUCAUACCGCCUCCCGUCAUGGCGACAGCCCAUCCAGGCCGCCAACAGGGACUCACCAAAGCGAAAAAGGAACGGGGCCACAAAACCGAGGACUGCACCGCUCUAAGGCAAGAGGUCGUGAACAUGCUUCACCAAGGACAUCUGAAAGAACUUUUGAGCGAACGAGGAAGGGCAAACUUUUCUCGAGGACGCGAACAACAUCAAGGGCCACCAAAACCGCCCUCCCCAACUCGAACCAUCCAAAUGAUCAUGGGAGGAGGCAAUGAUGCGUCAAUCAACAACGUAAAAUUCACGACCACCCACAAGCUGAAACGGUCAAUCACUCAUGAAUGGUAUGACGAACUCGAAGAGAGCAUCGUCUUUGAUAAGUCGGAUACCCACAGUUUGGUAUUUCCUCAUUAUGAUGCCCUUGUUAUUACUUUAUACAUCUUAGAUAGUAACGUAAAACGUAUUAUGGUCGAUGAUGGAAGUGGCACAUGCAUUGUCCACCCUUGA
Molecule: messenger RNA, 777 nt
Organism: Nicotiana attenuata
Lineage: Eukaryota; Viridiplantae; Streptophyta; Magnoliopsida; Solanales; Solanaceae
Exons: 2
Coding region: 1-777 (258 amino acids)
Source: RefSeq, a predicted model, not a curated record